UCGCUCCUCAUACGUGGACGCGAUUGCUUGCGCUCCACACCUAUUCACCGGCGACUCUUAAGCACCAUGGAUGAACGCUACGUCACCAGCAUCAACUUGAGUGUGCGGUCGGGGCAGACGGCGAAUUUCCGCCAGGUCAGGACCGAAGUGCGGGAAUGGAGCCUGCAGAACGGACACAGUCUGCGAGAGGAACAGCGGCCGCUGCUUUCGUACGGAGGGUCCCCUAGGACAGCACGCAGUGUGCUCACCGUGCAGCCCGCGCCUCCGGCUAAGGAGAGCCGCCUCUCGCGCCUGCAGUACCAGCACUCUCUUCACCUGCCGCAGGACCGCAUCUACAAGCUUGGUGAACCAGGUUCUGGUUUGCGCCCAAGGGGAAAAAUUCAAGAUUUCUACCAACUUCGGGCAGAAUGUCUUGAAAAAGGAAAAUUAUUUGAAGAUCCACAAUUCCCUGCAGAGGAUUCAUCCAUAUUUUUCAGCAAAAAGCCAAAAUGGCCCAUACAGUGGAUGCGACCAAAGGAAAUAGUGUCACUACCAAGAUUGUUUGUGGAAGGAGCAUCUCGAUUUGACGUGAAACAAGGGGAAUUAGGUGAUUGUUGGUUUCUGGCAGCUGUGGCUAAUCUUACACUCAAUGAUCACUUGUUCUCACGAGUCAUACCACAUGACCAAAACUUUCACGAUAAGUAUGCUGGUAUAUUUCAUUUCCGAUUCUGGCAAUAUGGACGUUGGAUAGAUGUUGUAAUUGAUGACAGAUUACCGACACACAAUGGGAAACUUGUGUUUCUUCAUUCAGCAACAUAUAAUGAAUUUUGGAGUUCUCUACUUGAAAAAGCUUAUGCCAAGUUAUAUGGUUCAUAUGAAGCUCUUAGCAGUGGUGUUACAUCUGAAGCAAUGGAAGAUUUUACAGGUGGUGUCACUGAAAUGUUUGAACUGAAAGAUGCUCCUCCUAAUUUGUACAAAAUUCUUAUAAAAGCAUAUGAACGUGGUGCCUUAAUGGGAUGUUCUAUAGAGGCAGACCCUGAAGUCCUUGAAGCCAGAACCCCAGAAGGAUUAAUCAGGGGCCACGCAUACAGUAUAACAAAUGUUAAGUAUGUGACUAUUGCCACACCUCGUAAAACUGGAGUAAUUCCACUUAUUCGUGUGAGAAAUCCUUGGGGUGAUGCAUCUGAAUGGAAUGGAGCUUGGAGUGAUAAGUCUCCAGAAUGGAAAUUCAUUUCAGAUAGUGAGAAGGAAAACAUUGACUUAACUUUCAAAGCUGAUGGAGAAUUCUGGAUGUCCUAUAAUGACUUCAAGAAAUAUUUUACUCGAAUUGAGAUCUGUAAUUUGAGUCCUGAUGCACUACAAGAAGAACAUACCAAAGGAAGUGGAAGGAAAUAUGAAAUGAGCAUAUUUGAAGGUGAAUGGGUACGAGAAGUCACAGCAGGUGGCUGCAGAAAUUACAUAGAUACCUUCUCACAUAAUCCACAAUACCGUAUAACACUGGAAGAUCCAGAUGAAGAUGAUGAUGAUGACAAAUGUACAGUAAUAAUUGCAUUAAUGCAAAAAAAUCGUAGAUUACAGAAGAAAAGUGGAGCUAAUUUUCUAUCUAUAGGUUUUGCAGUGUACCAUCUUCCAAAUCCAGAUAGUUUACCAAAACCUCUGGACACAGCUUUUUUCAAAAGAUAUAAAUCAGCAGCAAUGACACCACAAUUCAUCAAUCUACGGGAAGUUACUUUACGCUUGAAAUUACCACCUGGUGUUUAUUGCAUAGUACCAUCAACAUUUGAACCAAAUGAGGAAGGAGAAUUUAUCAUCAGAGUAUUUUCAGAAAACAAAAUUAACAUGCAAGAACAUGAUGAAGAGGUGGAUACAAAUGAGGUUCCUGAAGAUGUAACUUCGCAGAUGGAAAAGGAAGAUCAAAAACAAGAAGAUAAAAUAAGACAGUUCUUCAGCAAAAUUGCUGGUGAUGACAUGGAAGUGGACUGGAAAGAUCUCAAGCAGUUAUUGGAUUAUGCAAUGGCAAAUGAUAAAAAUGGUUUUUCCAAAGAGAUCUGUCGAAGUAUGGUUGCCAUGAAAGAUACAGAUAAAUCUGGAAGGCUUGGUUAUGAAGAAUUCAUAUCACUGUGGAAAGACAUUAGGCUCUGGAGACAUGUGUUUAAAACUCAUGACAGACUGGGCAAUGGAACACUGAGCACAUUUGGGCUGCGUGAGGCAUUGAAUGCUGCAGGUUAUAAGUUAAAUAGCCACAUACUUAAUGUGCUCAUGCAUCGAUAUGGCACAAAAGAUGGAAAAAUUGCAUUUGAUGACUUCAUGCUAUGUGCUGUUAAGCUGAAGAUAAUGAUUGAUAUUUUUCAUAAAAGAGAUCCAGAAGGUACACGCAAUGCAAGUUUCAGCAUUGAUGAAUGGAUUGAGACCACACUCUAUUCUUGAAGAUUAUCGUCCACUGGUUAUGCCGCCUGUACUUCCAGCAUGCUAUGUGGAACAAAAGACUGCAGUGGAAGAGCAUGAAAGGCAAACUGAGAAACUGGACAGAGAUAGAAUAAACUUAUCAUAUAAUUUCUUUCCAUCUGGUUCUUGAGUACAAAAGAACACAAUCGUACAUACAAAAUAAGACUGUACAUACUUAACGUGACCGUAUAAUUCUUUUAAAUGUAUAUUUUUGUAUUUAAUAUGUGUAAAUAUUGCAAUUGUUCUACAAUACAAAUUCAAAUCUUUUUUC
Schistocerca piceifrons (Central American locust) is the source of this 2695-nucleotide messenger RNA. RefSeq names its product calpain-A-like. The transcript has 15 exons. Gene Ontology annotation, cellular component: cytoplasm. The record is from RefSeq and is a predicted model, not a curated record. Gene Ontology annotation, biological process: proteolysis. Gene Ontology annotation, molecular function: calcium-dependent cysteine-type endopeptidase activity; calcium ion binding. Bases 67 to 2406 code for a protein of 779 amino acids. NCBI's taxonomy places the organism in Eukaryota, Metazoa, Arthropoda, Insecta, Orthoptera, Acrididae.